CCUCUGGUUACGCCCCUGACGAGACAGCUGAUACAAGGCCUGGACGGCUAGGGGCGAGGGGCAGGAAACGCUGAGUUUGUGGUUUGCACAGCGAGUGGGCGCCGCUACCUCCUUUCCCUCCACCAGCGAUGUCGUGCGGCGGACUCUCCGAGCCAAAGGCAGCGACUGCGGAGACGCAGCAAAUCACGCAGGAGAUAAAGUCACAACUGGAAGAAAAAGAAAGCAGAAAGUUUGACAUCUUCGAUGCCGUUUCAUAUAAAACACAAGUAGUUGCCGGAAUAAACUACUUCAUCAAGAUCCAUGUGGGGAAUGAAGAGUACUUUCAUGUCCGAGUGUACCAAAGGCUCCCCCAUGAAAACAAGCCAGUGGAGCUCACUAAUUACCAGAGCAAGAAAGAAAAGCAUGAGGAUUUGACUUAUUUCUAAAGAGCUACUUAGAAGAUCUUUUGUUACAUUCCUAUGGAGUAUAUACAUCUAUCUAUACACAUAGUGCUUAUUUUGCAAAAGUAAAAAAAAUAUCAUUUUUUAUAAACAUGUUACUGUUAAAUCUGUACUACACAUCUUAAUUCUAUUAAAAACAAAUGAUAUGACA
Molecule: messenger RNA, 591 nt
Organism: Pseudonaja textilis
Lineage: Eukaryota; Metazoa; Chordata; Lepidosauria; Squamata; Elapidae
Product: cystatin-B
Cellular component (GO): cytosol
Molecular function (GO): cysteine-type endopeptidase inhibitor activity
Source: RefSeq, a predicted model, not a curated record